CACUGGCCGAGUGGUCAGAUAUUCCGAGCUCAAUACAGAUUUACAGGCCGGCAUUUACUACUAUAGACCCGACGAACCAGAACCACUUCUCCUUGACCCGGAUUUAAUGGACAACAAGGCUUCAGAUUCAUCAGCCAUCUCCAUUCGCCAGCGCGAUUUCGCACGGGACGUGAUUGAUCGCGACGGAACCUGUCUGAUGACUGGCGCAGCAACAAACUUUCAGGCUUGUCAUAUCAUACCUCACGCAAAGGGUAGUGAGAGUUCUCAUUCCAGGCCCCAGUACAUUAGCGGUCUUGCCGACCACAGGAAUGAGGUUUUGGAUCCACCCUUGGAUGACAUCAAUGAUCCACGUAACGGAAUCCUGCUUUCUCCAACACCCAAUUUUGCGAUGUCUGUCAACGACGUGGCUGUCGUCAUGCAACCCAAUGCCCAACAUCUGGGCUUCAAUCCAUCAAUUGCCACCAGUCGCCUCACAUUUCAGCACUUCAGUGCCCCUGAUGUUGUCACUGCGCUCGUGGCACCUCACAAUUCGGAUGCGAGGCAACGUGUGGGCCAUGAUAACUGGCCACCAACUCUUCUCUUCGACAUCUCCUAUGGCUGUGCUGCCCUCCACGCCUGGGGGGUGCCUCAGUUUGUGGAAUUGGCCCGACAGCGUACUAAGUAUAUUUAUUAUGAAGACAACGACGACGACGGUGAGAACGAUGAUGGUGGUGAGGGCGACGACGGCAGUGAUGAUGGUGGUGAUGGUGGUGAUGGCGGCCAUAGUGAUGAUGGUGGUGAUGGGGAGCCAGAUGUUCAGCUGAUGUCUGAACGUGCUUCGCGGGGUGCUGCACGAGAGAAGAGGAAGUCUGAACCUGCUUGGCGGGCUACUCCACGAAAGAAGAGAAAGCGGGAAAUGGACUCUCAGACCCCUGACUUUGCUGACAUUAUCUUAGCAUUGUGGACGCACAACGCGAGGAAGGGCUCAGAGCGUCUGCGCUUGUCACUUUCAGAUGCAAUUUCCGAUACCAUCCACGAUGAUACCAUUGAUACCUCUUGUCUUUCUGUAUACCAGCCUACACAAGCACAGGCACCAACAGCUUCACAACAGCCACACGGAUGGCUUGUCCUCAACAUCUACAACACCAUGCUACCGCUCGCCCUCAACAUCUACAGUAUUCUCAGCAGCAUGCAUCUCUCUAAACUUACAGACAAACUUGAAGCAAACGGAUGUCUGCUUGACGCAACGCGAACCGAUGACGGCAAACAUGGUAUUCUGAGAAAAUUCUACUCCUCUUCGGGAAGUGCUGAAGCAGAAAUCUCGCUGCUGUUUUCUGGCGAACCCCACGUUUCCAACCCCGAAAAAUCACUGCAUCCCGACCACCAUUCUCGACGUGCCGAACGAAGAAGAUACUCAACUAGUUGGGAGGAGCCAAAAUUUGACACAAUAGGAGAGGUCGUUGAUUUCUUUCGUCAGGUAUUCGAGGGUCUUCAAUAUCUGCAUAUCAACACCGGAUGGGGCGCCGGCGAUGGGACAAUCUCAGAGUUCAAGAAGGACGAAUUUUGCGAUCCCUUUUCCGUUGUUGUUGAAAUUCCAAACAACCCAUUUUCCAAUGGGAGGCGUUUGAUCGUUGUCGAUACACUAGAGAUAUUUGGCGACUUUUCGGAAUCUAUAGGCGCAUUCAACGAUCUCAAGGACUGCCUACAACGCAUAGACCAACGAAAAGCCCUCGUCGCGGCUCUCCCCAAGGCGUGCGCCUUUUCCCUUCUCAGUCAUCCCUCCCUCCUCCCUUCUUCUCUCUCCCAUCCUCCAUCUUCCCUCCCUUCAUAUGACACGUACUUACAAACCGAAAACGUCUCCUCCACGAAACUCAUCCUCUUCCAAUACGUCGCUACCAUCAAAUGUUUGAGGAUUGUCGAUCCACCGGGAGUGCUGUUCUUCAAAGUCGCGGAUUUUGGUUCCUGCUGUCGCACUGGAUCGCUUUGCUGUCAAGAGCUUUACUUGAUGCGGGCAAGACCCAACUUUGAACUAAUGAGGGGUCAGACUCCUCUAGCCACCCUUGUUCGCCAUAACUCGCUCGCUCUCCUUACGACAUUCGUUGCCAAGUUUCAGACGCCCUGA
Molecule: messenger RNA, 2101 nt
Organism: Laccaria bicolor S238N-H82
Lineage: Eukaryota; Fungi; Basidiomycota; Agaricomycetes; Agaricales; Hydnangiaceae
Exons: 16
Coding region: 107-2101 (664 amino acids)
Source: RefSeq, a predicted model, not a curated record